AACACACCAAAAAUAAUACCACACAAUUUAUUAUCAGCAUUUUAUUCGGUGGAAUAUUGGGAAUAUUGAUCAUUUAAUUUUUUUAUUUGGAAUGGAGCAGUUACGCGGUCCGGUGGAGCGUCUGGGAUAUGAGAUGCUGCACGCCGGGAUCCAUUAUAUCGAUCAGGAACUGGAGAGUCCCAAUCAGAAUUUCGUUUUCGGCACGUUUGCCACGGCGUCGGCCGCCGGAUUGAUUUAUGUCGGAUCCGGCGGAAAAGCGUCCCACCGUUUAGCCAGGAUUCUGCAUUUUGAUAAAUUGUUUGAAAAUCGCUGCACACCGGAACUGAUCACCAUCGCCUUCCGGCAGGCGGUCAGCGCGCUGACCAAACGGCCCGAUCGGCAUUUUCCCAUGCAGGACGGGAAGUUGUCUACAGCGUUCCAGUUAGUCCUGGCGCACCGCGUCUUCUUCCGCAAAGGUGUCCAGGUGACCUCCGAGUUCUUCAACAAAGCGGCCGCCUUCAACCUGGACGUCGGGGAGAUCGAGGGCCUGAGCGACGGGCAGGACAUGGAGACCCUCCGCCGCGAGAUCAACGCCUGGGUGGCCAAGAACACACACGGCCAGAUUGCCGAGGCCCUGCCGGCCCUGGCGCUGGAGCAGCAGCAGGACGCCCUGACCAACAUGUUCCUCAUCAGCGUCACCUCCCUGCGCGGCCGCUGGCAAGAGCCCUUCCCCCCGGACUGCCUCCACUCCGACACCUUCCACAAUCUGGACGGGACGACGGUGCCGGUGACCUUUAUCAGCUGUCGGUCGGUGCAUCUGCCGUACUACGAGGACGCCUAUGUCCGCUACGUAGAGGUCCCGUACGCGGAGAAUGAGGCGUCGCUGGCGCUGUGCAUGCCUCUGGAGCCGACCAAGGUGUCGAUGGCGACGAUGUUGAAAAGGAUAAAAUACGGCGAUCUGACGAAGAUUGGCAACCAGAAGCGGCUGCGCAAGGUGGAUCUGAAGGUACCGGUGUUCCGCGUGGAGCAUGUGCUGAAUCUCAAGGAGUUCUUUGAGCGCAUCGGCGUGGAGAGCCAGCAGGAUGAUGACCUUUCGCGGAUGGUCCAGGCACCGCUGCAUUCCUUCCGCUUAACCGGCGCCUACCAUAAAUGCACCUUCGAAAUCGAUGAAAAAGGAAGCAGCGCGGACUUCUUCGACAAAGAGGACUCUGCCGCCGGCACCGGCGCCCGGGGGCGGAGCCACUCCGUAAGCAGUGUGGCGCCGGUGCAGCGCCGUCUGAAAUCGACCCUGUCCGACCCGGUGACCUUUCACGCCCAGUAUCCCUUCAUCUUCGCGGUGCGGCACAACCCCACAGGCAUGCUGCUAUGCUGCGGCCGCGUCGUGGAUCUCAAGCCGGCGGCCGACGCGCAGCGCCCGGAGGACGACGCCGGCUUCGCGCGCACCGACGCCCAACCGGCGCCGCACGAUCCGCGGGGAUUCCUGCAACGGGCCAAAGAUUUUCUGGAAAAGGAGCGCGGCUUAAUUGGACGGAAACGCACCGAGACCCUGUAGCAAUUGUUACCAGCCACACAGCCCCAUGUGAGCUAUUUUAAGAUACAGCCUGGCGUAAACAAGAUCAUUAGCCACAAAGAGAACUGAGAGAAUAUCAGUUACAUAGUUCUAUAUAUGGACAUAAGGUGAUAAGAUCUGAAUUGACAGAUUUUCAGUCUUCUCUGUAUCUCUUGUUAUGCCGUUUUAAUGUUCUUAUUGAGUGAUGUAAGACUUUGGAAGUUUCUAGAAGUUUGUUAAUGUGGUUGUUUGUCCGAAUGUGGCUAUAUAAGCGCCAAGCUUGCAAUAGCUAGAGGGUCCACUCUGGUUUAGUCCACUGGAAGUCAUCUAGCAGUCACUUGAAUUGUGUUUCGUAAAUAAAGUCUCAAAAUCCACGUUGGGAUUUCUACGUUAAACUUAGCUACGUACAGUGCCUGGGGCAGCACAUAACGCUAGUGGAGUUUAUAACGUAAC
Messenger RNA from Paramacrobiotus metropolitanus, 1981 nucleotides. RefSeq names its product serpin B8-like. NCBI's taxonomy places the organism in Eukaryota, Metazoa, Tardigrada, Eutardigrada, Parachela, Macrobiotidae. The transcript has 4 exons. Gene Ontology annotation, molecular function: serine-type endopeptidase inhibitor activity. Bases 92 to 1531 code for a protein of 479 amino acids. The record is from RefSeq and is a predicted model, not a curated record.